Striga asiatica is the source of this 5203-nucleotide messenger RNA. NCBI's taxonomy places the organism in Eukaryota, Viridiplantae, Streptophyta, Magnoliopsida, Lamiales, Orobanchaceae. The record is from the annotation of a GenBank genome assembly.
CGACUGAUCUAUCCCUUCUCUUGAAGAAAGAGAGAGAGAGGAGAGAGAGUUUUCCUUAAAGUUCUAAUAAUUGUUAUUUUUCUCAUAUUUGUUUUGUUGUCUCCCAAACCCAAUCCCAAGAGUCUUUCUUCCUCACUUGACUACAACCGAACCCAGUGCACAUUCUCCAGCUGGGGCUCUCUUCCCCAGAUCCAUCCUAACCCACCAUACAUACUCACCACUCAACCUAUAACACACAUAGGCCGGACCAUCUUUCACUAGUUGUUUGCAGUUCAACUCCAUAAGUUAACAACAAAAAUGGCUUCCCCAAACCCACCAGCCUUCGAUAUGCAGAAAUUAUUCAACCCCCCACCGCCUCCCUCUACCUCUCUCCCCAAUUCCACCCCUAAUCCCCAAAAUUUCGUCGCUGUCACUAACCCUAAUCUGUCUUCGGCCCCUUUCCCGCCUCCCUCCGCCUCCUACCCUCCGCCCACCGGAGGCGCCUACACCUUUCCGCCCCAGACGGCGCCCUUCCACUACCAUCCUGUCUACCCCGCCUUUUCCAACCCACCGCAGCCCCACCAGGACGCGCAUCCGCAGAGGUCGCUGUCUUUUCCCACGCCGCCACUCCAGCCACAGGGGCAGACGCCUACGGCCCCUCAUCAUCCCAAUUUCAGCAAUCCCCCUAAUCCCCAAAACCCUAAUAACCAUGGAGCUCGGUUGAUGGCACUGUUGAGUGCGCCUCCGUCCACGCUCCAAGUCCCUCAGCAGCAGACUUCUAUGGCUAUGCCUCAAAUCCAUCCGACUUCCUCUUCGGGCUCGGAUUUGUUCUUACAGCAGAACUUGCCAUCUGGGCCGGGGUCUGUGAUUUCGCACCAGUCGCCUGUGAUGCGGAUGCCGAGCAGUAAACUCCCCAAGGGACGGCAUCUGACUGGAGAUCGGUUGAUUUACGACAUAGAUGUUAGAUUUCCCGGCGAGGUGCAGCCUCAGCUAGAGGUUACACCCAUUACAAAAUAUGGUUCAGACCCUGGGCUAGUUGUAGGCAGACAGAUUGCAGUUAAUAAAACAUAUAUAUGCUAUGGGCUGAAAUUGGGCGCUAUAAGGGUGCUCAAUAUCAAUACUGCUCUGAGAUCAUUGCUAAAAGGUUUAGGCCAGAGGGUCACAGACAUGGCUUUCUUUGCUGAGGACGUUCCCCUUUUGGCUAGUGCAAGUGUGGAUGGUCGGGUUUAUGUCUGGAAGAUUACCGAAGGUCCAGAUGAAGAAGACAAACCUCAAAUUACUGGAAGGAUCAAUAUUGCUAUACAGAUUACUGGACAAGGGGAAUCUGUUCAUCCUAGAGUUUGUUGGCAUUGUCAUAAACAAGAAGUUCUUGUGGUGGGAAUUGGGAGAUAUGUUUUGAAGAUAGACACCACAAAAGUUGGAAAAAGUGAAAAGUUUUCAGCUGAGGAACCACUUAGUUGCCCCAUUAAUAAGUUGAUUGACGGGGUCCAACUAGUUGGCAGCCAUGAUGGAGAAGUGUCUGACUUGUCUAUGUGCCAGUGGAUGACAACACGUUUGGUAUCGGCUUCAGUAGAUGGCACGAUUAAGAUUUGGGAAGAUCGGAAGUCACAGCCUGUUGCAGUUCUUCGGCCACAUGAUGGCCUGCCUGUUAAUUCUGUGACGUUUUUGGCUGCUCCUCAUCGACCAGAUCAUAUCAUACUCAUCACAGGGGGACCACUGAAUCGGGAAGUAAAGAUCUGGGUAUCAGCAAGUGAAGAAGGCUGGUUGCUUCCUAGUGAUGCUGAAUCAUGGCAUUGUACUCAAACGUUCGAGUUGAAGAGUUCAGAGGCUCGAGCAGAGGAAGCUUUUUUCAAUCAAGUAGUGGCAUUGUCGCAAGCUGGUCUUAUUUUAUUGGCAAAUGCCAAGAGGAAUGCUAUAUAUGCUGUGCACCUGGAAUAUGGUCCUAACCCGGCGGCAACCCGCAUGGAUUAUAUAGCAGAGUUUACGGUCACCAUGCCAAUACUCAGUUUCACAGGGACAAGCGAGUUUCUUCCUCAUGGUGAUCAAAUUGUGCAGGUAUAUUGUGUCCAGACACAAGCAAUUCAGCAGUAUGCUUUAGACUUGUCACAGUGUUUGCCACCCCCAUUGGAGAAUGUCGUCUUUGAGAAAUCAGGCUCCAAUGUCUCUUUGGAUGCUGCUACUGCUCCAGAUGUAGAACCUUCUAGUGGGAAACCAACUGAGUUAUCCAUAUCUAGUUCUGCUCCUAAAGUAUCCAUUCAUGAAAGUGGAUUGGAAGGUGCAUCUACAGUGAGAUACCCUGUUAUCCAUGCUCCUGCUGAGUCACCCAUGCCACAGGAGUUCACUUCAGCUACUGAAACAAAAUUAGUUACUCAACCCGAGGUUGCUAAUGAUGGAGUUUCUUCUGCUGCUUCACCUCCACUUCCUUUAAGCCCAAGGUUGUCUAAGACACAUUCUGGCUUCAGAAGUCAAUUGAGUGGCCAUGGUUUUUCAACCAGUGAUCGUGGUUCAGAUCCAAAAAUUGUUGAAUACUCAGUUGACAGGCAAAUGGAUGUUCAUGCAAACCUAUCAGAUGUUACUUCAUUGGAUGGUGAUUCAAGGAAUGGUGAUAACGAACUCUUCCAAGAUGAGUCUGCAGCUGUCAACCAACCGGUUAAGUUCAAGCACCCCACUCAUUUGGUGACACCUUCUGAAAUUUUAAUGGCCAAUUCGGUCUCUGAAGUGAGCCACACCGUUGACCCCAGAAGUGAAGCUGAUGUGAAAUUUCAAGAUGUGGUAGUCAGCAAUGACACCAGAAAUGUUGAGAUGGAGGUAAAAGUUGUGGGUGAGACGAGAUUUAGUCAAAGUAAUGAUAUGGGACCUCCCCCGGAACUUAAGAAGACAGAACCUAAGGAAAAAUCCUUUUGCUCUCAGGCAUCCGAUCCAGGAGUUGAGGUGGCUCGAGAAUGUCGUGUUUUAUCUCCUGAAGCUUAUACUGUCGGUGAAGCUAGGCAGUUUGAUGGGACUGGUGAAUCUGAAACAAUUGCUCAGUCCACAACUGCAGAUGAGGUCCAUGAAUCUGUGAAGGAUGCUUCUCGGCAGGGCACUGAUUCAUCGACUCCUAUACCAGCUCAGCAACAACCUUCAACAAUUGUAAAAGGUAAAAAGCAGAAGGGUAAGAGUGGUCAAGGAUCAGGACCAUCUUCACCAUCACAAAGUGCUUUCAAUUCAACAGAUUCCUCAACUGAACAAGGUGUUUGCUUAAGUACACCAAUAGAGAAUGCAUUCCCACAGAUAUAUUCCAUGCAAGAGAUGCUGAAUCAGCUUGUAUCUAUGCAAAAAGAAAUGCAGAAGCAGAUGGCAGCUAUGGUUGCUGCCCCAGUCAACAAAGAAGGCAAAAGACUUGAGGCAGCAUUGGGGCGGAGCAUGGAGAAAGCUGUGAAAUCUAAUGCUGAUGCAUUGUGGGCCCGUAUUCAAGAAGAGAAUGUUAAGCAGGACAAGGCAGUAAGGGAGCGCAUGCAACAAUUAACUAAUAUGAUCAACAGUUGCUUAAACAAGGACCUACCUGUAAUUAUUGAGAAAACUGUAAAGAGAGAACUGGCUGCCCUGGGGCAAUCUGUGGCGCGAACAAUCACUCCCACCAUAGAGAAGAUAGUAUCCACCACCAUUGCUGAGAGCUUCCAGAAAGGUGUCGGUGAUAAAGCUGUAAAUCAACUAGAGAAAUCUGUCAAUACCAAACUCGAAGCCACUGUUGCUAGGCAAAUCCAAGCUCAGUUUCAAACUUCUGGCAAACAAGCUCUUCAGGAAACACUGAAAUCAAGUUUGGAAAGUUCUGUGAUCCCAGCAUUUGAGAUGUCAUGCAGAGCCAUGUUUGAGCAGGUGGAUGCCACAUUCAAGAAUGGACUAGUUGAACAUUCGGCAGCAGCUCAGCAACAAUUUGACGCAUCGCAUUCACCAUUGGCAAUUGCACUAAGGGAUGCCAUAAAUUCAGCAUCAUCAAUGACCCAAACUUUAAGCAGUGAGAUUCUUGAUGGUCAAAGGAAAUUGUUAGCUCUUGCUGCAAACACUAAAGCAGCAAAUCCGUUGAUUAGUCAUCUGAGCAAUGGUCCUCUGGGUGGUCUCCAUGACAAGCUCGAGGCACCUCUUGACCCGACAGCGGAAAUAUCUCGACUGGUAGCCGACCGCAAGUAUGAGGAGGCUUUUACUGCUGCCCUGCAGAGGACUGAUGUUAAUAUUGUAUCCUGGUUAUGUGCUCAGGUUGACCUGCCAGGGAUAUUGUCCAUGAAUCCGGUGCCUUUGAGUCAGGGUGUACUCCUCUCUCUUCUGCAGCAGUUGGCUUGUGACAUCAGCAAAGACACCUCUCGGAAGCUGACAUGGAUGAGAGAAGUUCUAUCUGCUAUAAACCCAUCAGAUGCAAUGAUUGUGGUCCACGUGCGUCCCAUCUUUGAGCAAGUCUACCAGAUACUGAAUCACCACCGUAACCUUCCGACUUGUAGUGGAGCUGAGCUUUCCAACAUCCGCCUCAUCAUGCAUGUCAUUAAUUCCAUGUUAAUGACUUCCAAAUGAUGCAAGUCCCGUUAGUUGUGGGUGGUUUUAUGCAACUCAGUAAGCUUCAUACAGAUUCCUAGGGAUAUUGGGGGAGGGAAGGAAGGAAUGCUAUGUAGAGUAGAGUUUGUAAUCUUGCUUUCGUUUUUAUUUUUAAUUUUUAUGAGGUGGAAGAAGAUUGGGUGAACAUCCAGAUUCAUUGUGUGUUGAUGUUUCAGCAGGACAGUCGCUGUUUGUUUAUAAGCAAUUUUGUGUUUUGUAUACUGGGCUCUGGGUCUUGACAUCCAGAUUCAUUGUGUUGAUGUUUCAACAGGACAAUUGUUGUUUGUUUAUAAGCAAAUUUUCGUUUUGUAUACUGGGCUCCGGGUCUUUUGAGAAGUUUGUGUACUCUCACAUGUACCUGUGUACCUGUAUUAGUGCUCCUGAUUUGAUGUUCUUGCUUUCCUCCAAGGCGUUGUCUUUCAAGAAAGUCAGUGUUGGUCACCAUGAUCGACCAUUUGGAGUUUAAAUAACUUGAUUAUUUUGAACUUAUGAUCAAUGUUUUGACUACUUUGACUACUUCCUCUAUGCUCUGACUACAUAUUUGAUAGUCCAAGAUUCUCUCAUUAUGCAGAAUAUAAGAAUGCGGAGUAGUGGAUAAUAUGACUUUGGGAAUGCAAAGAGUCUCAGUUAAUCUCACUUGGUUCUGGUUAAUUAGUUGUCC